UAGAGAUACUACAAACACACAUGUUUGACACCAAUCAGCAGUUAGAGUUUUGGUGUCUGUCAUCUACAAACAGUGAAGCAGCAACAACAAUGGUAGUAAAGUUCAACUCAGAAGCCAGCACACUAAAAGUUGUUCUCCUAAUAGUUACCAUUUUGGCCAACGUUACUAACCAGGCUGUGUACCUCACACUCAAGGAGGCAGAGAGCAAAGCAGAAUUUGCUGCAACUGUAAUUGGACUUUUUGCUGCAUUUUAUGUCAUAUUUGUAGCUGCAGUGGUACUCAGCAUUCUUCUUAGGCAUAAGGAUUACAUCCAGGACCAAUCAUACAGUGAAUUCUUGAUCAUAAUAACAGCCCAAGUUUUAACAGGAAUAGGAGGCCUGUGCUUUUUCAUUGGCGAUAGGAUAUUACCACUCCUCACAACGUUUGGCCCUGAGCUUAACUGCAAUCAAAAUUGCAUUGAUACAGCAGCUAUUACCGGGACAGCACUAGUAGUGGUCUCUCUCCUGGUUUUUCGCUUUGUCCCACUACUAAUAUUCAAGCUGCACAUUGUUACCAAUACAUACCAACAUUCUGCAAUGAUUGUGAAAUGUCAUUCGAUGUGGCACAGCAUCAUCGAGGCAAUGUCACUCAUUGUAGAGCUUGAUGCCUGGUUUGUCAUCAUUGCUGACAUACCAUUGGAGAAUCCUAAUUUCUGCCCCAAGCACCAGCUUAUAGUAGCAUGGGUACUCUAUGUUUUCAUUGGAGUCAUAUGGAUAGGAAUGCUAAUGGCUAUAGUUCUACCAGGAGCAAUUAAACUACUGUCAAGAGGUCACGAUUUAUUCAAAGCUUUUUCUCUACCAUUGUCAAUGAUAGUGAUAAUAUGGUUUAGUGUGACAGUUCUACUCAUUAGUGCCAAUGUACAACCUAUUGGCUGUCUUUUUAAGUGUGACAUAGUGCUUGGUAACUUCACAGCCGAUUGCAAUACUGAGGGGUACUAUGGCUCACGGACUGCCAUGCUGUGUCUCGUUACAGUCACGUUCAUGGGAGUUGGUAUAGUACUGACUCACAUUGCAUCCAUGACAGGCUAUACAACAGGUGUAGGUAGAAGCAUCGAAGGUAAUAUUUCACUAGAAGAACAGGAAGAUUAACCAUUAAUUACUUUAACUAUUAAUUAUCAUUACAUUUCUUUAUGUAGAGUGCAUAAAAUACAACACGUUUUGCCUGUGUUAGUAUCAAGAGUACAUAAUAAAUUUUAGAUAAUUCUCAAUUUCUAAAUAGCAAUAAAGAGAGACCGCCCCCAACAACACCUGCAGCUAAGCUCAAUGCUAAUAUCAUUGCAGUACCAUUUGAUUCUACCGGUUGGGUAGUAUCUGUCUCCAUUGCUACAUUAGUAGAUGAUUUCUUAAUGGCAUCAAUAACGUCAUGUUUCAAGGUUACGCUGUCAGAUCUCAUUUCUUCAAGGAUUCUACAAGUAAUAGAUUCCGAAUGUUCUUUGAUGGCAUUAAUUACUUCACUAGUAGCAACUGAGGUAUUAUUAAUAGGAGGAGGAAUAUCAUUAGUUGUUGGAGGCGUGGAAUGUCUCAAAGUACUAACAUAUUGAAAGCCCUUCCAAGUGGUCAUUAUGGUACCAACUGCAAUACCUAAUACAAUGUAACGCAUCGCGUAAUCCCUUGUAGAGUUGUAUAAAGACUGAUACGAAGAUCUAGUUUUAUCAAAAAGUUCCUGUUCCUUUUUCAUGAGAUCUUCAACGAUCUGUUGCUGCCGUUCUUCUUUCUCUUUUAAACUAUUCUCCAUCUCGUUAAUCUCACGUAUAACUUGCACGUCAGAUUUCGACUUUCGAUACUCAAAUUCUCUUCGUAAAUACAACUCAUGUAGCUCAGUCUUGAUGCACUCCAGGGACUUUGUGGCUUCUACCAGCGUCUGUCUUGACUGUUUAAAAUCCUCUUCAAGUCUCUCUGUGUCUAGUUUGAGUUUCUCGACCUCGUGUCUGUUGGUUUUAACUAAUCUGGUUGCCACUGGAACUAGCUUGUUUAAAUAUGGUUGCGAGGUUUCCUUAACUUUCCUUGUAUAGCUUUCUAUUGCUCUCUUUCCUUGGUCUGUGAAUGCUCGAGUGCGGGAUUUCAUUAGCCUUAGC
This is a messenger RNA of Amphimedon queenslandica, 2113 nucleotides long. RefSeq lists its product as uncharacterized. Lineage: Eukaryota; Metazoa; Porifera; Demospongiae; Haplosclerida; Niphatidae. The transcript has 2 exons. The coding region runs from base 21 to 1127 and encodes 368 amino acids. The record is from RefSeq and is a predicted model, not a curated record.